AUGCCUGACGUUGACCCAGUAGAUGAAGAGGAUGAUGCCUGGAGUUACUCGUUCCCACCAUCUACAGAUUCGCUUCCACUAGAGCAAUCCUCGACUUUGCAGCAACCACAAGCAACUAAACCAGGAUUAUCGAGACUACACAGAGUCGAUUCAGAUGAACAACAGCUGCGACAACUCUCCCAACAAGCUGAUAUAAUCAAUAAGAUAAAACAGUCGCAAAACUCAGAGGCAAGCUCAACUGGAGUCAGAUCAUCCAUAUCGUUAACAUCCACAUUCAAUAAAACGCCGUUGAAUCCAUUGACAACAAAAGAGGAUGCGAGCUCAGUGAUUUCAAAAGACUCAAGCACUCAGCAAUCAACAAACGAGGCCAAUAAUAAGGAUAAGCCAAGGUUUCUUAAAAACCUUCAAAACAUCGACGCCAACAACCAAGCCACGUCGCCGACGUCAAAUAAUUCGAAUGACCUUGACCAGAAAUUGGGAUCGCCCAAAAUUAUCACCUAUCGCAAAUCAAAGAGAACUGUAAGUGAAAGCACAUUUGACUCAUUUGACCCUUCAACGCUGUUGACUACACCGCCUCCAACAAGCAAAUACGAUACUCGAUUGUAUGUGGAUGAGUUUUACAAAGAUUCAAAGUACAGAUACGCCACUAUAAAAAGAAAUGUCGAAUUCCAUCAGUUGUUCAAUUCACUUGAUUUGACGGAUCGGUUGUUGGAUGACUUUUCUUGCGCAUUGAGUCGAGAAAUUCUACUUCAAGGCAGAGCAUACGUUAGUGAAAGCUACCUCUGCUUCAACUCGAAUUUGUUAGGAUGGGUUACAAAUUUAGUCCUCAAGUUUGACGAUAUAGUCAAAUUUGAGAAACGAUCGACAGCUGGGUUGUUCCCCAACGGUAUCAGCAUAGAAACUGAAGAUGGAGCAGUGCAUACGUUUGCUAGCUUUUUAUCACGAGACCAAACCUAUGAUUUAAUGACUACUGUAUGGAAGGGAAAAACAGGAAGAACAAAUCAAGAGCAACUGUUUGACUCCCCAGAGGCUAGCAAUAUUGAUUCUGCAUCUUUGGCGAAUACAACAUCGCCUAGAGUACAAUCAUAUAUCAUGUCUCUAGAUGGUGAUGAUGAGCCAAUUUCACAAGCCCAAGACGACACAGAUCAGGAGGAAUCGAGUGAAAAUGCGAAUUCCGACGCUGAAGAACCAAGAAAUGGCGAAUUGUUACCAGGUUUUGGAAUCAGCACCAAGCUUACAAAAGUGGCAAAACUCAAACCAGACUCGAAAUACAAAAACCUUGGUCCUGAUACCCAUGCUCCAACAACAGCCAAAUACACCAAGUUCCCUCAAGAAGUUGAUUUGAUUGAGACCAGAAUUGAUGCACCAUUGGGUAUAGUAUUUUCCAUAUUAUUCGGAUCUGACCCUACAUUCCAAAUUGACUUUUUAAAGCGUCAUGACGGACUGGAAAUCUCGGAAAUUCCUGAAUUCAAAUCAUCCUUUGAAGAUCCAGCGUUAUUGAAAAGAGAAUACACUUAUCGACGGCAAUUAGGUUACUCAAUUGGUCCCAAGUCAACACGAUGUGAAGUCACUGACACGAUAGAGCAUAUGAACCUUGCUGAUUAUGUUGUUGUAACCACAACGACCCAAACACCAGACGUACCCCUGGGUAACGCUUUUGCAGUCAAGACACGGUAUAUCCUUAGUUGGGAUGAACUGAAUACGACAAAUUUAUUGAUUAGUCUCUACAUUGAAUGGAAGGGCAAGUCAUGGAUGAAGUCAGUGAUUGAGAAGCUGUCACUUAGUGGUUCAACAACCACUUUAAACGAAUUGGUGAAGGAAAUGAAAGAUGAAGUGAAUGAAAAUGUCUACUAUGUUGAUGGCCCAAGUGAAGCUGCUCCCCAGAAGAAGAAGAAAAAGAAGACCGUAGAAGAAAAGAUUGCAGCAGAGGUAAAGCAUGAAGUGGCUGCAUCAGUGGCUGCUAGCGAAGCAUUGGUGUCGAGAAUAUUCCACCCUGGUUACAUACUUGCUUUGAUUGUGAUUUUGCUACAAUUGGUUAUCUUGUACAAGUUGAUUUUGUUACAGACUGCAUUCGAGAUGCACUUGCGGAGCGAUUCCACGAGAUGA
Molecule: messenger RNA, 2106 nt
Organism: Lodderomyces margitis
Lineage: Eukaryota; Fungi; Ascomycota; Pichiomycetes; Serinales; Debaryomycetaceae
Exons: 1
Coding region: 1-2106 (701 amino acids)
Biological process (GO): intracellular sterol transport
Cellular component (GO): mitochondrion; endoplasmic reticulum-plasma membrane contact site; endoplasmic reticulum membrane
Molecular function (GO): sterol binding; sterol transfer activity
Source: RefSeq, a predicted model, not a curated record